CCUUCACUCGUUGAAAACCACCACCUGAUUUGAAGACAGCAAUCAACAAGACCACAAUCAAGAAUAUGCCUCAGAAAAACCUCUUGACAUAACAAACAACUACCCCAAAGCCAAGCCAUGUCAACACCAAAUCCAGACUUCCUCCGCUUCACCGGCCACAAGUCCUUCACCCACCGCCUCCUCCUCUCGACCCUCACCGGUCGUCCCGUCCAUAUUUCGGGCAUCCGAAGCUCCUCGCCGACCGCACCAGGCCUCGCCACUCAUGAGGUCUCUUUCCUCCGCCUGCUCGAGGCCGUGACCAACGGCUCCUCGAUGCAGAUCUCCUACACCGGCACAACAAUCACCUACCACCCAGGCCUCAUCACCGGCACCAUCGCCGGGUCGGGCGCCUCCGCCGACGACGUCAUCGAGCACUCGCUGCCGGCCAACUGCACACGCGGCGUCACCUACUUCCUGCUCCCCCUGGCCGUCCUUGCCCCCUUCUCCAAGGCCCACAUGAACGUGCGCUUCUCCGGCCCCGGCGUCAUCACCUCCGCCACAGCCACAGGCGACAUGUCUGUCGACAGCUUCCGCACCGCCAUCCUCCCGCUGUACGGCCUCUUCGGCAUCCCUCCCGCCCGCAUCGAGCUCAGAGUCCUGCAGAGGUCCUGCCCCGGCCCCCGCGGCGGCGGCGGCGGCGGACUCGUCGAGCUGCGCUUCGCCAGCCAGGUGCGCCUGCCCAAGACCCUCCACCUCAACCGCUCCCCAGGCCGCAUACGCCGAAUCCGUGGCGUCGCCUACUGCACCGGUGUGUCGGCGAGCAACAACGCCCGCAUGAUCCACGAGGCGAGGCGCGUGUUGAACCCGCUCGUGUCGGAUAUCCACAUCGCCGCCCAGUAUGAUCCCGCGCCGCUGGUCCCGGACAAGAACACCCCUGGCGGCAAGGGGAAGAAGAAGCUGGGAAUUGGGUUUGGGCUGAGCCUGGUCGCUGAGUCGAGCGUGCCUGGGGUGUUGUACUCGGCCGAUGUGGUGGCGCCGCCCGAGGGUGGUGUGGUUCCUGAGGAGAUCGGGACAAGGUGUGCCUAUCAACUGGCCGAAGUGAUACGGCAGGGUGGGUGUGUGAGCUGGUCGGGAGCGAGGACGGUGCUUACAUUAAUGGCAAUGGGAUCAGAAGAUGUCGGACGGUUGAGGAUAAGUAAGGAGGCGCUGGGCACAGAGGAGAUAUUGGGACUGGCAAGAGAUCUGAGAAAGUUUGGCGCUGCAAGUUGGGGCUUAAGACCUGUGGAUGAUGAUGACCCAGAAGACAUCAUAGUCUCGGUCAAGGGCACUGGAGUUGGAAACGUCGGCAGGAAAAUGGCAUAAUUGCCAAGAAUUUGAGACGACAUCAUCAUC
Messenger RNA from Cryphonectria parasitica EP155, 1371 nucleotides. Its product is annotated as 18S rRNA biogenesis protein. Lineage: Eukaryota; Fungi; Ascomycota; Sordariomycetes; Diaporthales; Cryphonectriaceae. Gene Ontology annotation, biological process: endonucleolytic cleavage of tricistronic rRNA transcript (SSU-rRNA, 5.8S rRNA, LSU-rRNA); ribosome biogenesis. Bases 118 to 1341 code for a protein of 407 amino acids. The transcript has a single exon. Gene Ontology annotation, cellular component: nucleolus. Gene Ontology annotation, molecular function: RNA endonuclease activity. The record is from RefSeq and is a predicted model, not a curated record.